AUGUUUGGGCUUGAAAGUGAACCCAGAGGAACAUUCCCGAAUGGACAUGCGCUGGUCUCUCGGCCGUUCGGCGGUAUUGUCCACGUCGACUUCUGGGUGUUUGGCUUCGACGUCAAGUUUGGUGCUCCUCCUCGGGCUCCGCCGCCGGUUAUGCUGGAUCGCUUCUGGGCGGUGGUCAUCAAGUCGUCCGGGUCAAGCUCGUCGUCGCUGCUGGCGGCUGCUGCCAGCGACGACAGUCCGCAGGACACGGCCGCCAUCAUUCUCACCUGCAAGUCGGGCCUCGAGCCGCCGCCGGGGACGACUACAAAGGACAAGGACCAAAGCACCUCCAAGUGGUUCGUAAAGGCGAAUAAAUUUUGUUUCUUGGCGACGUUCCAGCUUGCCAUUACAUCGGGGUCGCUGGUCGAGGAACGCAUCGAGAAGAAAGAAGGCUGGGACACCACCCAGACGAGGGGAGCUGUGGCAGAUAUUGCGCCACAGUACCAAGAGGUAUAUUCGAAGCCUAUGCAGCUGGUAGAUAAGCUGCACUCGCAUGUGGACAUCCUCAUUACCGCCCCACGAGCGAACGCUUUGGAAGACGACUCCAUCCACAUCAUGAAGGAGUGGAAGGACCAAAAGUGGCGUAUCACGCCGGUGAUAACGCCAGUACCGACAUCUGUUUGGGCCAAGUAUGAUCGCAACGAGGACCCUGCUGUCGUUGGCAAUAGAGUUCAAGGCCUCCUCGAUGGCGACAGGCCCACAACGCCGCUCGUGACGGGCCUUUCCGUCAAGGCGCCCGAGCCAACCGAGGCUGACGACAAGGUGAACGGCUUUGACGUGAUCAAAGACCGUAUGCAAGACGUCUACGGCUAUAGCGAGACGCGACCCAUCUUCCCUGAGUCCUACGCGCAUACCAAUGGGGCAUGGCUACCUCGGGGCCGCUCACGGGACUGGGUCAAGUUUAAACAGACUUGGGAGCGAGUGGGAGACGAGACGUCCAAGAAUGUCGCGGAUAUAUGGGCAAAGCGGCUAGGUUUUGGCGAGGCGACUGUCAAGAAGGAUGACAAAGAGCCUCGCAAGUUCAGCCCGUUGGCGGGUGCCGCGCCAAGGCAGCUUCUGAAGCGAUUCGACAAAAUUGUUCCAGCACUGCCGUUAAUUGCUGUCGGAUCUCGAGUGGAAAUAAUUGCUACUUUAAGGCUAAUAAACGCCUACGUAAUUGCCCCGACCGAAUCCGAGGCAUGUCGUACCAAGAACCAAGGUCCUCAGCCCACUGCUUCCAACGGCAUCGAGGCGGCAAGCGAGAAAGUCCAUCUUGCUUCGCACCCUACUUGUCAACACGAUGAAAUUAGCGGCUCUGCUGGGAUCACUGAUCGAUUUGGGCUGGACACAAACUAUCGCGAGACUGUCCGACAGCUAGCGGCGUAUGACGACGGGGUGAUAGUGUUGUAG
Messenger RNA from Colletotrichum abscissum, 1428 nucleotides. RefSeq lists its product as uncharacterized. The coding region runs from base 1 to 1428 and encodes 475 amino acids. Lineage: Eukaryota; Fungi; Ascomycota; Sordariomycetes; Glomerellales; Glomerellaceae. The transcript is spliced from 5 exons. The record is from RefSeq and is a predicted model, not a curated record.